Molecule: messenger RNA, 798 nt
Organism: Amborella trichopoda
Lineage: Eukaryota; Viridiplantae; Streptophyta; Magnoliopsida; Amborellales; Amborellaceae
Source: RefSeq, a predicted model, not a curated record
AUGGAUGCCAGUACCCUUUAUUAUAUGGAUGAUGGAACUGCUAAUGUUAGAAAAUUUGUUUGUUCGAAACGAGAAUUCCGAGAGAAAAGAUAUAUGGACAAUAAAAACAGAGUUAAAAGACCACGUGCAAUUACUCGAGAAGGGUGUAAGGCAAUGAUGAUGGUGAUGAAAAUUGAUAGUGGAAAGUGGGUUAUUAGGAAGUUUGUGAAAGAUCACAACCAUUUGCUAGCGAAGCCCGGAGAAGUUCAAUAUUUACGAUCAUGUAAGAAGAUGACCAACACGGCACAACAUAUUAUAGACACAUACACCAAUGCAGGAUUACGUCCGUGCCUUAUAAUGGCUGUGCUUAGCCAAGAAGCGGGUGGAAGUGACAAUCUUGCAUUCGCCGAUCGUCAUUGUCAAAAUCACAUUGCCAAAAGUCGGGAAAAGAUAUUUGAAAAAGGAUAUCUUAAACUUGUCCUUGAAUACUUUAGAAAUAUGCAAUUUGAGAAUCCUGCAUUUUUCUAUGCGAUGCAAGUAGAUGAGAAUGGACAUUUAAGUAGAAUAUUUUGGGCUGAUGCUAGAUCAAGGAUGAACUAUCAAAUUUUUGGGGAUGUUGUUGUGUUUGACUCAACUUAUGUGACAAACAAGUAUCGAAUGCCUUUUGCGUCAUUUACAGGAGUAAACCACCAUCAUCAAUCUGUGUUAUUUGGUUGUGCUUUACUAGUUGAUCAAAGUGAAGAGUCAUUUGUUUGGUUAUUUAAGACAUGGCUUCAAGCAAAGUCUGGCCAUCAUCCAACUUUCAUAAUCACUGAUUAA